AUGUCUGGAUUUGAUGCAAACAGGAUAUAUGCUGUCUCAGGAAUACCGGGUUCUAGUGCCUCUGCUGCUGACGGCGGUGACACCUCUAGGUCAUCCGCUGCGGCGCACAACUUCUACGAGUUCGUAAUGCGUUUUCGGCAGUCGAAUGAGUUCAAGUAUCGGGAUCGUCUCCGAGCCAACUUGUUGUUAAAGAACUAUGUCCUCAGUGUUUCUCUCAAAGACGUAGGAAUAUGGAACGAGGACCUACUGCACGCCAUUCAGGAUAGGCCAACGGAGAUGGUGCCCGCGUUUGAGACUGCUAUUACUCGCGCCGCCCAUCAAAUCCUCUACCCUCUAGACCCCAAGGCGUCCGACACUAUCCCCGACUGUCAGAUCAUCCUCACGUCUGAGGCAAAUCUCUUCCAAUUCCGCGGCCUUUCUGCACCUACAUUCUCCAAGCUCGUUCGAGUACCUGGUAUCGUAAUUCAAGCUGCUGUACUCUCUUCUCGCGCCACUCGCCUUCAUCUCCAGUGUCGCUCCUGCCGGCAUGUCAAGAUCAUCCAUCCUAGUCCUUCCCUUGGCUCUAGUGGACAGGACCUCCCUCGUCAAUGCGAGUCUAUUCCUCCCGAGGGCCAGAAAAAAGAUUGUCCUCUCGAUCCCUACCAAAUCAUACAUGACAAGUCAGCUUUCGUUGACUGUCAAGUCAUCAAACUACAAGAAGCGCCCGACAUGGUUCCUGUCGGUGAGCUCCCUCGCCGUAUGCUGUUGAGUGUCGAACGUGCCCUUGCCGGACGCCUCGUUCCCGGCACUCGAGUAAUAGCCACGGGAAUCUAUUCGGCUUACACUCCAUCGGGACGCCAGAAAGGCGGUGAAGCGGCUGCGGUCAGAAACCCCUACUUGAGGGUGCUGGGUCUGGAGGAGUUGCGGGCUGGUGCCGCUGGUGGUGGUCCAUUCGGCAUGCGUUUCAGCCCGCAGGAGGAGGAGGAGUUUGGCAGGAUGAGCAGGCAGCGAAAUUUCUACGAGACAUUUGCAGCGAGCGUCGCGCCUAGUAUCUUCGGUAACGAGGACAUCAAGAAAGCUGUUUCUUGUCUCCUUUUUGGAGGAAGCAAGAAGAUUCUACCCGAUGGCAUGCGGCUCCGUGGGGACAUAAAUGUUCUCCUCCUCGGUGAUCCCGGUACCGCAAAGAGUCAACUGCUCAAGUUUGUCGAGAAGGUCGCUCCCGUUGCAGUGUAUACCAGCGGCAAAGGAUCAUCUGCUGCUGGUCUGACGGCGAGUGUCCAGCGAGAUCCAACUACUAGGGAAUUCUAUCUUGAGGGUGGGGCAAUGGUGCUCGCCGACUCAGGAGUCGUCUGCAUCGAUGAGUUUGACAAGAUGCGAGAUGAAGACCGAGUCGCCAUCCACGAGGCCAUGGAGCAGCAGACAAUCUCGAUUGCAAAAGCCGGUAUUACAACUGUACUCAACAGUCGCACGAGCGUCCUCGCUGCCGCCAACCCCGUCUUUGGUCGCUACGAUGACAUGCGGACGCCCGGCGAAAACAUCGAUUUCCAAACUACAAUCUUGUCUCGUUUCGACAUGAUUUUCAUUGUACGCGAUGAACAUGACGAGCAGCGUGAUCGAACGAUCGCCAAGCACGUCAUGAACAUUCACAUGGGUCGCACCAACAACGAAAUCGAGGGUGAGAUUGAUGUCGACACCAUGAAGCGAUAUAUAGCGCACGCUAAAGCCAAAUGCGCCCCACGCCUCACGCCUGAAGCGGCUGAGAUGCUCAGCAGUCAUUUUGUCAGCUUGCGCAAACAGGUUCAGCAGGUCGAGCGUGACACCAACGAACGAAGUUCUAUUCCUAUUACUAUUCGUCAACUGGAGGCUAUUAUCCGUAUUUCAGAAUCUCUGGCGAAAAUGACACUAUCACCAGUCGUCGGCGAGCACCAUGUUGACGAAGCGAUUCGGCUCUUCAAAUUCUCAACUAUGUCUGCCGUAGAGGCUUCGACGUCGUCCUUAGACGGGCUCUCGCGUGGUGAGAUGACGGAUGAGAUUAAUCGCAUCGAGAAAGAAAUCCGCCGGAGGCUGCCAGUCGGGUGGAGCACAAGUUAUCAAAGCCUGGUGAAGGAGUUCUGUCAAGGUCAGGGUUACUCAGAACGAGCGCUGGAGCGCUGCCUAUGGGUGCUGGAAAAGCGCGAGGUAGUGCGUUUCUCGGGACAGAAAAAGAUUGUUCAUCGGAUGGGCGUGUAA
Messenger RNA from Dacryopinax primogenitus, 2208 nucleotides. RefSeq names its product MCM-domain-containing protein. Gene Ontology annotation, molecular function: single-stranded DNA binding; DNA replication origin binding; ATP binding. Lineage: Eukaryota; Fungi; Basidiomycota; Dacrymycetes; Dacrymycetales; Dacrymycetaceae. The record is from RefSeq and is a predicted model, not a curated record. Gene Ontology annotation, cellular component: nucleus; MCM complex. The coding region runs from base 1 to 2208 and encodes 735 amino acids. The transcript is spliced from 6 exons. Gene Ontology annotation, biological process: DNA replication; double-strand break repair via break-induced replication; DNA replication initiation.